UACAAACAUGGCGAAGAACGAUUCAUUCAACAUUUUACGAUUUUCACCUUAUUGAAACAAGUCAUUUAUAAAAAGACACCGCUUCGCAGUUAGACUGCAAAUAUCUUUGAGCGUUGGACGAGUGAGUAUUUAGAAGUGAAGGAUGAGCGUCAUUCAUCGAAUGGUUUAUUACGAAGAGAAGAAAUUUACCCUGGGCUUUUUAAUACUUAAGAUACUUUUAUUGUUGAGGAUAACUGUUUACAACUUUGGAUACAAAAGUUAACCAUGCAUGCAAACACGAGUCUACUUAAUGUCAAUAUUCUCAUGUUUGCGGGGACGGCUUGGUUUGUUUUCCAUUAUAGCACGUUUGAGAACCAUGACAUUCUAGUGACUUCUGCGAAACACCCUACGUCUUUGGGAGUUUUAGUGGGGGACUAUGAUUUUGCCGAGGUGAUUUAUAAAUGUCACACUGAUUAAGUGACAAGCCGUGUUUAUUGGGGAUAUCACAUCAUGCAAGAUUGGAGGAGAGCGGAGGCGGGUACUAAGGAGGAGGGCCGCGAGAGACUAUUGGUUGCUGUUGACUUACACAAACAUAAGUCUGUUAUUCAACGAAAACGUACUGCCUUUGGAACUGUCAUGAAGCAUGUUAAAUAUCAAUUUAAAACAAUAAAAAUAACUUAAUUAUAUUACAUACAGUGAACAUUUAAACAUUCAUUUUAAUUCCAAAACAUUACUUAUUAUUUUAACAUGUAAUUUCCAUUACUUCUGUUUCUUGGUAAAUUGUGCAAAUAUGCUUAACACAAACAGUUUCUUUUCCACAGCUUACACGCCCGUUUGAAUAACAGAUCAGCUUCAUUAAAACGAGGAAAUCGAAAUUGACGUCGCGACCCUACCCAAGGAAAACUGUACCCGUUGAAGCUCUGCGAUUCUUGCAUAUGUGGCGUGUUCUGAGACUUUUGGUACUAAUUCGGCAAGCGUCAUAAUGAGAAAAACUCAUUUAAAAUGACGUCGCUAAACUUGCGCUUAAUUUUGUUUAGAUUGCCUAAUGUUUUCUGUGAUUUAACUGUUUAGCGUAUUUAAGUAAUAUAAAAAAUGGCACAGACUGGCCAUGGAAGGAAUUCAUCUACAUCUACAUCGUACGUCGCUGCCGUCAAGCUUGACAAUUAUACGACGGGUGGUGAGAAGAUAAGGUAAGAAUGAGAAAAAAGUCAAGAGAGAAGAGUUGAUAAUGACGCUUGCCGAAUUAGUACCAAAAGUCUCAGAACACGCCGCUAUUAUAAUUAAACAUUCAUGAUGCUUGUUUUAUAAGUGUCCGACUUCAGUUGUGAGAGAAACUGACAAUUUAUUAAAUGGAGUAAUCAAAUAUUAGCCAUUUUAAUUCCGUAUGCCAGCAUACUGGCUUUUAAUUUCAAUGUCUAAGAGAAUUUCUUAUGCAAUUACCUGCGUUGAUUGCAAUUGUGCGGUCUUUUGCAAGGUAUAGCUAUGCAAUAGGCCGACUCGCAACUUAAGUUAUCAAGUUAUCAAUCUAUCUAGUUAUCACCACAGCACUAUACUCAUAUUAACUUCCUGGCUACUUCGAAAACAAAGCUAAGUUAAAUGUAAGCAUACAUACCUACAGUAGAUUUCUUCAAUAUUUUCAGCCUCCUCAAGAUCUGUCCUAUAGACGUCGGCCAUCAAUCUGCAAAGUGUUGUUAAACCUACACUCUUCAGAGCCUCGAUGUCAACCUCUAACAGCUAGAUGCCGAAGCGUUUGCCUUGAGUGUGAAAUGCCUCUCACGUUGCGUUAUCAAAGACUAUUUGACAGGAGUUCGGGCGAAGAAGCGAAGAGAAUGUAUUCGAGUUGUAGGAUUAAUUUGCAAUGUGCAAGACAUUUCAUGAGCUCACAUACUAAUGUGAGCCCUGUGGAAGCUACAGAUUGUCUGGACAACACAGAUGCACACUUCGUAUUCAGAUCGUAUGUGUGGAAGCAUAGACUCCCGACGCUUGUUUGCGACGUUAAAGAAAUUAAAACUAUCUCUCUUCUACCAUUGAGUUCUGGAUGGACAAAUAUUUUUGAAAAAAAUAUGCAAACUUAUUUGAAAAUAGCUGUUCAAGGCGCACUGAUAAUAUCAAUGUUCAUAAUUCGUUAUAUCGUUUUGUUUAUGUUCGUUACAACAACCAGGUCACAAACAAGCGAAAAAUACACAUUAAAAGUAAGCACCAGCGUGGAUCCCCACACGUGCAUACUAUAUAUUUGUCUUUCAGUAUGUCGGAGUAUAAGUUCUUUAUUGGAUAUUAUAACAACCGUUUGCUGCUCUUUCAAUAGCUUCAAGUACAACCAGAAGUUGUUACCCAAAUACGAUACCGAAAUUGGUCGUGACAAUAAAAUAACUUCUAAAAUUGAUACAUACGGAUGUGACAUUUACAAACAAUUAUAUGGACACAGCUCUGACUGUUCAAUGAUUGAUGACAUUUAUGAAAAGUUACAUUUACGGAUAUGGUUGCGACUUGAUGCCUUUACUGAGUUUGAUCACCACCUUCAGCCACAAGCUUGGGUAGCUCCUGUGUUGAGUCCGGUUAAUCGAAUAAUCGACCGCCUUGCAAACCAUGAGCGAGUUAACCCAAGAGAGAGCAUGCGCCACGAAUCGUUACGCCUAUGCACAUUCCGAACGUAUCCUACUUCCGAAAAGCCAUCUUGUGUCAAACUUGCUAAAGCAGGCUUCUAUUACGCGAGUCAGGGAGACGAGGUCAUCUGUUAUUGCUGCGCCAAACGAAUCAGUAACUGGAACGAGAGAGACGAUCCUAUGCGCGCUCACAGACUGGUAUCACCAAGCUGCCCUUUCCUGUUACGCAAUUCUGAGUUUAAUGAACCAGUCACAGAUGACGGCAACGCAAGCACUAAUUCAGCCCUAACCAGACUCCUCAACUCUCUAGACAACCUAGACGAAGACACUGCAUCCAAUAACUCCGACCAGACACCCUCUGAUGAACAUGUAGAAAGACAAAUCUCUCCGUCAUCUAAUACGGAAAAUAUUGAGCCAAGUGACCAUGCCACCCAGUCUGGGGCAUGUGGUACAGCCACUGACAUUCUAUCAUUUAACAACACGGCUAAAUUAUCAUCCAACAACAUAGGCAAAUCGUCCGAGGACUGCUACAUGAGUCUUCCUGCACAGCCAUACAAGAGAUCAAUACCCGCAGGAAACUUUGUCUUGGACAAUGGACCUGCGACGUCCGUACUGGAGGCCGCCAGUAAUUGCACCCCAAAUUCCAAUCAUACACAUUGUCAAACUGAUGAAAACCGAAAAUGCCCGAGUCCUGAAAAGAAUCUUCGCGCCGAACUUCUCAAAGAAAAUCGCGCACUGAAAGCGCAAUCCCUGUGCAUGAAAUGCCACAGGAACGAGGUAUGCAUCGCGUUCCUGCCGUGCGGUCACCUGGUUUCUUGUGAAGCGUGCAGCACAGAACCCAGUGCCCGGAAGUGCUUCUCAUGCGACGCAGUCGUGAAGGCCAGAAUCAAGGCGUUCAUUGUGUGACAGUGUUGCUUGAAUUAUAAUUUGACCCGACAUGGUGUCAGUUCUAUAUUUUGAAGGUUUUUACAGUCUGUGAUGUAUGUGGUGCAAAAAAAGUAUAAUGUGCACAGUCGACAGUUGUGUUUUCAAAUAUGCCUUUGUUUCGUAAAUGUAACAUGUUACUGCGUUUAGAUACAUUGUGAGACAAUUAAUGCACGUCACAUAAUGCGGGUGUUCAAUGUUAACAAAACAUGUUAAGGAACAGCAGUCUGGCCCACUGAAGUGGUACAGCUUGUAUUUUUGUCACUGUCGACCUGUCAAUUUUGGUUAUUUCAAUCAUCAUUUUGAAUACUUUGUAAUGGAAUAACAUAUAUUUAUGUAAACAUGUAUCGCUGUUAUAUUUUGUUAUUUUAAUAUGGUACGGUCAGAUCGCCAACAACGGAACACAAACUACUUUUUGUCAUAUUUUUUAAUAAAAAAACGUCUUUGAUUUUAACUCGAAUUGCGUGAAACUGUUUUUCAUACCUUUCUAACGUAUUCAAAAUUUAUUAAUUUAGCGCUGCUAUCUCAUUGUCGCAUACAACGCUUGUAAGACUCUUGCAAAUUGUGGUUUACCAUCGACUGUUUGAAUCUGUCGCACAAGCGUUACGGGAUACAGAGCAUUGUCGAAAAACAUUGACAUAAGAAUGCUUUAAAGUAAGAACGCGGAUAGAACCAUACUGAUCAUGAAAAAAAUACAAAAGUGCAUUUUUGUCUCUUUGGAUUUGUUUUGUCGGUAUAUUUGGCUGCAGGCAUCAUGACACACAGCAGUAUUAUGUCCUACACUCAUUACCUUGUCCAUGUACGUUUAAAUACAAACAUAGCAUUCAUCAACCGCCGACUAGCUGUAUGUGAUGUUUUGUUUCUACAGAGUUUGCUGAUAGCUUUUGGAUUCUGUGGUAUGCAAACUUUAUUAUUAAUGCCGCAUUCUUACACAUGUAUUUGUGUUUUUGAAAAUAAAAUAUGAACAUUA
Molecule: messenger RNA, 4476 nt
Organism: Dreissena polymorpha
Lineage: Eukaryota; Metazoa; Mollusca; Bivalvia; Myida; Dreissenidae
Exons: 6
Coding region: 1746-3488 (580 amino acids)
Biological process (GO): regulation of cell cycle
Cellular component (GO): spindle microtubule; cytoplasm; nucleus
Source: RefSeq, a predicted model, not a curated record